GUAGACUUUUCCUUCUUGAAAUUAGCCACGUCUCUUUUCUGUAGCGGCCACGGCAGACACGUGGACAAUAUAGAGAUGAUGAGCUCUCAACUGUUCUCUAACUACCAUAACUGACAAAAGGCUUGGAACUAAAUGCAUAAAAUAGCCUAACAAAGUGGGUGCCGGGUGGUCCUUGUAAUUGAUUUAGAACAAGUCUCUCUCUAACCCCCUUGACUUCCCUAUUUCACAGCAAACAAAGACCCUUUCAGUCAUCCGAUUCAACAAAAGCAAACAGAUUGAUUGAGUUGAUCUCCGUGUAGGCGCCAUAUGUUUAUAUAGUAGUGUGUGUUUCUUGAAAAUGGAUGACAUUUUUGGGGAAAUCAUAGGAUGCGGGUUAGGAUCCGAUUCAAUAAUGCUGAGACUGUUAAGGUCUGCAAUGGACAAAGCCCACGAAAAUGUGGAAUCCACAGAUGGAUCCAUUGAGCUAUUGAGUGCAAAAUCCAAGUUCUAUGAACUGGCCAUGAUUUUAGUGGAGGGAUGUUCAAAACUGAUUGAAGAAAAGGCAGAUGUUCCUGAAACCAAUCGGGAGAAAAUGCUCUCGGAUUUGAUGGAAAGCAGAAACAUGGUAAGGGGACGCAUCGAGGAAUUACAGAUUGGAAUGGUCGAGAAAGACAAAGAGUUAUUAGAGAGAUUCGAAAAUGAGUGGAAACUAAGGCAAACGCUGGAUUUGAAAGAGAGGGAAUUGGUAUCUUUGCGUGCAAAAGUUGAGUUUGAAAGGACAAAGAGCGAGGGAUUUGAUGAAGGAGAAAGAGGAGGUGGUAUAAGGGAACUGAAACAUUCUGUGGAUCAACAGGUCUGGAGUAUCAAACAGAAGCUAGAGGAUGAGAGGAUAAGUUUAACCGGUGGAAACGAGUUUCCUUCAUGGGGUGAGGAAUUUGAAAUGACAACGGAGAAUCAAUUCACGAGGCCAGAGCAAAAAAUAGUGAUCGAGCGAAUGAGCUCGGACAUAGAUGGGUUGAAAGGGACUUUGGAUCUUGCUUUCGGAAGGAUGGAGCACGUGGAAAUGCGCCCUUUGGAAAAGCAAUGGGGGUGGAAAAUUGAGAAGGAGACAAUGUUGAUCUUGAUUAAGGGGUUCAUGGAAAAUGUCAGUGAAAUUUUUGAAGUUGAAUUGGAAAAGAGAACCAAACAUGAAUCUCCUAGUGGACUUUUGGAUGAUAAUUGGGGGCAAUUGAUGGAGGAGAUCACUUGCUUGCACCGUGAACUUGGGGAUCUAUGUUGUUCAAACGAAAAGGAAGCUAAAGGGGUCAAAACCCUUGAAAGUUUAAAACUUUCAACAAAGAUAAGGCGAGCGAGUAGUGAGCCUUUACCGGAAUUUGGUGUUUCAGAAGAGCCACGCAAUGAAGAUAAAGAUGGUGAUGUAAGUCAUGUCGCGAAGAUGAUAAAGAGUCAUGAGUCUAUCAUAAGGAAACAACGCGAAGAGUUGAACCGGUUGAAGAGGGAGAUGAUUCUUCUUGAAAAGGAGGAGAGCUUAUCUAGCAAGAGACUUGAGGAUCCUAAUUACCCAGAAAGAAGGAUCCAAGAAGUUGUUGCAAGAUUGGACAAUGUCAUUAAGUGGAAAGGGAAAAUUCAAGAUGAGAAAGGAAAAUUUUCAGAUGGACAGGAACUUGGUGAGAAAGUAUGUGUUGAUUCAAUGUGUUGUAGAAAGCAAACAGGCUUGAAUGAUGAGAUAAGGAGGCUGAAACAAGAAAGGGAUGAUUCGAAGGCCGAAAUUAUGAUAAUGGAAGAGACUUAUGCCAUUCUUUUCAAAGGGUUGUUGAAAGAUUUCUACCUUGAGUUAGAGAACUAUGAAACUACCAGUGCAACAAGGGAUGAUAUAUUUACCUUUUUAUUGAAGGAAAUUGUUGAGGAAUGGAAAAAGGGGAUGGAUUGUGAUUCAAGUGGAAACCUUAUCAAGGAAGAGAGAAACCAAUUCCCCAUAUGCAAGUCAUUUAGCCGAAACCAUCAAGAGGUGAGAACUCCGCUUAAUUUCCUUGAAAGUUCCAUUGAGAGCAAAUUGACGGAGGAUAUAUGCAUGGUAUUCAUUAGAGAAAUGAUCAUGGAAUGGAAAAUGGAAUUUGAUGCUCACGAUUUCGAGAAUCUCAUCAGAGAAGAGAUACAUAAUUUCCUCAUCGUUGAGGCAACAAAAGAUUCAUAUACAUCUCCGAGAGUGUCGGAUAAAAGUCCAGAGGUGUUUGGAGAGGAAAACUUGAUCCAAACACUGGAUUGUUCAUUUAGCCGAAACCAUCAAGAGGUGAGAACUCCGCUUAAUUUCCUUGAAAGUUCCAUUGAGAGCAAAUUGAUGGAGGAUAUAUGCAUGGUAUUCAUUAGAGAAAUGAUCAUGGAAUGGAAAAUGGAAUUUGAUGCUCACGAUUUUGAGAAUCUCAUCAGAGAAGAGAUACAUAGUUUCGUCAUCGUUGAGGCAACAAAAGAUUCAUAUACAUCUCCGAGAGAGUCGAAUAAAAGUCCAGAGGUGUUUGGAGAGGAAAACUUGAUCCAAACACUGGAUUGUUUGUUAAAGUGUGUCGAAGUGGAGGAAGAUUUGAUGCUGAAAGCGAGUUGCGAGAUUAAAGAACAGAGCGCGAACAAUGACCUGGUGGCCACAGAAUGUGAAGAGGUGGACGAGAGAGACGCGAUCGAGUGGCUGUUGACUGAAGAGGAAAACACCUUUUGUUCAGUGAGUAGUAAACUGGAGAAGGCUCUGCAGCAGUUGUUUAUAAGCAAGGAGUUGUUGAGGGAUUUGCAGGAGAGUUUGGGCAUUUCAGUUGGUGAUACGGGAAAAGUUUACGAGAGGGAGAACUCCUUCGGGUUACCAAGAGACAAUCAGAUUGUGCAGUUGAAUCCAUCGGAUGCUAAUUUCUUACCUCUCCAGCAAAUGCUUGCAGAUUUCGAGUCCAUAGUGCAACAAAAGUUGGAGAUGAACUUUAUGAGAUUAAAAGAACUUGAACUUCAAACAUAUCUGCUUACUCAACUUAUGGCCUCCCUGAGAAAAAAGGAGUCGCUUUACAAAAAAGCUUUUGUGAGAAGGUGUCACGAUCUCAGAUUAGCAGAAACUGAGGUUGAUUUGCUGGGUGACCAAGUAGACGCACUCGUAGGCCUGCUUGAGAAAAUAUACUCGACAUUGGAUCGCUAUUCACCAGUUCUGUUGCCCCACUUCCAGGUCUUUGACAUCUUGAAGUUGAUUAAGAAAGAGAUAAGUGGUGUAGCACCGUAGCUACUCGACCACCCAGUAAAACACUGUAUGAAGGAUCCAAACCAGUUUCCAUUACAUUCUAUCGUUUUGGCACUUCCAAGAAAAAACUCGACUAAAUUAACCAAACACUAGCAUAACUAGUAUUCAUAACGGGACUUUAUGUCAAAAGGAUCUUAACGGGUCUUUUAUGCGCUGUUGUUAGCUACCUAAUGUGCAACCCUCCCCCUCUAUCUGGGCUAGGACCGGCUAUGUAGGAAAAAAGACUGUGCAACGAAAAUCCGAUGGUCGUCUGUUUUUUGCGAACCAACUUUCUAGACCCGCCACUGUUUUUGAGAGGCCACUUUUAACGU
Molecule: messenger RNA, 3558 nt
Organism: Rhododendron vialii
Lineage: Eukaryota; Viridiplantae; Streptophyta; Magnoliopsida; Ericales; Ericaceae
Exons: 4
Coding region: 338-3229 (963 amino acids)
Source: RefSeq, a predicted model, not a curated record